AUGGCGCUUCUUGUCAGCGAUCCAGACCUGUUCGACAGAGUCGUCCAUCAUGUCUUUUUGCCGCCGCAACGCCCACAAGCUGAGGACAAAGCCGACAUCGACUGCGAGCUCCUGAGUCUCACGUCCAAGGCACUCAACGCGUUCCUGACGGGACUUGCGGUAGCCGACCCCGCGCGUCCUGCUAUCGAGAAGACCGUUGUCGCCAUUUCAAACGCCACUCGAUGCCACUCUGUUAUCGACGGCACCCUCAGCGAGACGGAGCUGCUGAAUUGUCUCGAGUUCCUGGGGCCUGGACAAUCACUCCCGCUGCGCAUCCAGGCUCAGAAUGCCGGAUUGUUCAUCACGCAUUCAGGGGAAGAUGUGCUAUUUGAGGCCUUCGAACUCGCUCCUCAGAACCAAGAUGUCUUGGCAGCAAAUUGCAUCGUGCGCCAGUUUCCUGCUCGCGCCGUAUUAAUACCAAGAGCAACCUUCGAGUCGCCUCAAUUUCGAGCCGGCCUGGCUCAAGCGCUCUUCACAAUGAGCAGCCAGGCGGCACCGCAUCAACAGCCACAGGUGCGCAAAGCCAGCGAGUCCAUCGACGAAGACCGCGAUACCACACACCCCGGAAUCGUCUGCGAGCUGCUUGUCGCGGGCUUGUUGGGUUCGUACGGUGAGCCAGCAGGUGCUCGAAGCACAACAAUCUGCAAGCGCACACGAGAUGAUGUCCUGUGGAACGAUGCCGAGCGCCCAUGGCGUCGCUCGCCCAUGUGGUUACUCAUUCGUGUGGUGUGCCAGCUCAUCUGUACGCGGUCGAUCACCACUGGGAGAAAUGUACUAUACAAGGCCUUCAUGACGUAUCUGGUCGCUCAGCUUUUGGGAGAUUCUGUUCGCAUGAACAUCUCUACGGACCUCCAAUACGCUAUGUCUUGCAAAGUUGCUCGGCGACUGCAAAAGCUGGGGCCGAGUGUACCGCCAUAUGUCCAAAACCACUUGCAUCGAAUGCAGGGUGUCUGCAACGAGACAAUCUCCAGGCGAUGGGCGCAUGUCCGAGCAAAUGAGCCGAACUCAUGCCACAGUCUGCCCACGCUGGCGCGAUUGAAUUUCGAGGAAGACAGCGCGACCUCGCUAUCAGCGCUCGAUGAAUACCUCAGCAGCCUCAGAUGCCGCGCAGUCGCCUCCACUUCAAGCACGUUUGAGCCUCAAUCAGAAUUCGCCGAACACCCGUCCAUGUCGAUUCCAAUCCUGAAGCUCAAUGGCGCAGAUGCCUACAAGGUUGCCAAUCUGAAGGAAUUCGAAGAAUGGAGUAAGCGUAGCCUGCGUGACUGGGCCCGCUUCACGACCGCUGCAGAGGCCGACCGCGUUUGCCCACAGCUUGCAGACGCUCUGAGACACUAUCACGAGCUUGCGAAGUCUAUCUACGACCUUCGUGCCAAGAGCGAGGAGCAGCCUUUCGGCCAGCACCGCAAUCCUGAAGGUCUGUCAGGUGCAUUGCUCACGACGUUAGAGGUGUGGAUAGCGCUUGACGAGUGUGCUCUCAGCGCUUGUCCACUACUUGCCAGCUUUGACCCUUGCAUACCCACGGACUGCCUGCAACACUUGUUACUGCCGUCUCGAGAGCAGUUGACGAGGCUAGUCCGUGUCGAGCAAUACUUGACCGAUCGUAGGAACAAUGCAGUCACCAGCAUCUUCAUGCAACCGAAUGACAAGCAAUGUUUCGCUGUGCGAUACUUCGAUCAGGACAACAAGAAGAGUUCCGCCCUCAAAGACCUUCUUCAAGAGUAUGAACAUCUCGGCGAACAGGGUAGACAGGAGAAGCUUAGGGAGCUGCAACAACAGGUUCUGAAAUACGAGCAGAAGAAGAAGGCGGCAUCCGAGCUCGAGCAUACAUUUUACCAGAAACAGAACAAGAGCGCUCAUUGGCCAUACAAAACGUACACCACGCUCGAGCAUGAUUCGAAGUGCCAAAAGUGUAUCCUCGAUGCCAGUGCUGACAGAAUGAGCAUGGAGGUGUUCGAAGAUCCUCUGCCCUUCAAUGAACAAGAAGCGAAAUCGGUUGUGUUCGAGCUUUGUAUACCUCUGUGGUUUGCAGAAUGGCGGGACUCUACAAUUUUUGUGCUCAGUGACGUGCUUGGUCUGGAAAACACGGGAUCCGUUCAACCGAAGAACCAGUAUGCCCUCAAGGACGACCCGCACUUGUCGCAAGAGUAUAGUGCGCAACCAGACCAGCGCGUUGUCCUUUGGACGAAGAACAAGAUGCACGCUGCUACUCACCGCAGAUGGAUCCGAGUCUCCGCGGCUGAUGAGUCCAAUGUAUGCCGGCGUAAUGCAACUCAAUACAGAUACUUGGACACAGCCACCGACUUCUUCAUUGAGACAAUGACUCCAACGGAGGUGGCCGCGCGACAGUGCACGUUCUCCUUCACUGGCCGGUCGAAGGCCGUGUCGGAUUUUCUGUACCGACCUGCACGUUCUUCUGCUACAUGCAAGCCCAACGACGCCAUUGCAGCGCAGUCAAAGUGUCCGGACCACAUGUCUCUCGAUGAGUUCAAGGAACUGUGCAACAUCCCCAUCGAUUUGCGGUUACACUGGUACAACAUGUUACUUCAACUGGCAAUGCCAAACGUUGAUUUCAAGAAAGAAGAGACAGUACUGGUUUUCCUCCAAUGCAUUCACCAAGCGGGACCGAGAAACGGCCAGGAUGAUAUAGUUUCUGCAUAUUCGGCUCAUGCUGUGCUUCGCCAUGGUAAAUUCUCGACAGUUCUGCUAGAAGCUUUAAGCGAGGCUCUGUUGCGGGUGAAGGAGAAUUGGGAAUCGAUGAACGCGUUGGUCAUCUUAUCGUCUAUUGCUUGUCGGCUAAACGCGCUAGGCGGCUCUGGAGGCAUGCCUGAGCAGUGUUUAUUGCUCUUGAAGCAGAUACGAUCAGCGGCAUAUAACUGGUUGCUGACACUGCGGAGCAAGGCGCAACAGACUGACGAUCAGACCGAGUAUCUACAUUUCCUGUCUAAGGCCGUGGAGGUCGCUCUGGUCUGUUCGGCAACCUUCAAUGUUGGACGCGAUGGUCUGGAAAAGAUCCUAGCGGAUCCCGAAGACUCCGCUAUGUUGAUCGAUUGCGCCAUAACAGUUUGUGAGCGUCCAAAGAGGGAUAAAAGCUCGCUGUACACUCUGCUCGAUGCUCAGCUGAAGCAGAUACUUUUCUUCAGUCGCCCUAUACUCCAGGCGAAUCACAAGGGCUUAGACAUGGCCAUCAAGCGAGCUUGGUCUGGGUACGAAGCAAGCGCCAGCGGCUGGUCCUCUCUUGGUGGAAACAUUGGAUACUGGUUGACCACCCACUCAUCAUCAUCUGACGAUGUUGAGGGUUCGGAGGUUCACUACAACUUGCUUUCGGGAGAGCUUCGAGUGGCAGGCCUUGGUGUCAAGGCGCCACCACUUGCCUAUACAAAACAUGAGACCUUCCAAGCCCUGUUCAGAUCGAACGUCGAGGUCUUAGCUUCCGGCCAACCUGGCAUGUCCUUCUCAGCCAAGGGUCAUUUCGGUGAAGGUUUCAGUGUUCACUUGGGCUUGACCGCUCGAGACAGUGCGCUACCGCGCGACCUGCUCGUUCUCGCACGCAACGGUGGCGAUACGUUCCAGCUCGUACCACGUAGGAUCUUCCAGGGCCAAUUUCCGGAUCACUUCGUCCAUGAAAUGGUCCACUGGUACCAUGUCGAAAGCGACACUGUGCAGUUUCGCCCAGCUCACGCACCGUGGAGUACUUCUGGUUCCGAUAUCUGGACUCUGGCCCGCAAGCAGCAGACGCAAAAGUGGGUAUUGCAGCACGGAACAGAAACUGGGCGGCGGCGACUUCUGAGCGUUACGAGUACAUCAGCAACCGCUAUCAGCAUCAUUCUUGCACCUUUGGUGGAGGCUUCGAAGAUGAUCGUCGUCUUUAUGCCUGGUGCACAGCUACUCGAUGUUCAAUUGCCCACUGUCCAAUUAGGGUUUACCUUGCGGCUUCGUGAAAAGCUGCUUAAGUCGAAGGAGUUUCGCGGCAUGGCUGUUGACGAGAACCAGUCCUCGGGCGUGUUGAUCGGUCUCAAGAAUAAACUGGUGUUACACGCGACUACUGGCACCCGAAAUCGACGCUUGUUGGUGCCCGAGGGCAAGGUGCGCUACGAUCGGGUCCACGAUCAUAUGAGCGUCACCAUCGAUCGGCAUACAGUAGCAAAAGUUCACGACCUCGAGAUUGACGAGCGACUUGGCCGUCUGGUUGAUCAUGGAAGCUUGCAGUCCAAGCUGUACCUUGCUUAUCUGCACGCGCUAACAUCGUUUGCGCUGCCCGAUCCGCUCACCAAGAAGACUGGCACAGAGCAGGCGCUGUCCAUACUCCGCUCUGCCGCUGUAUUCUCUUUCGAACAACUCACGAAGGACAAUGUUUAUCUCCUGACCAAGAUUGCGCGGCUCACGCCAGCCCGCUGCUACUACCCAGCAGAUGCCAAAUUCAUGCAGAACGUUCAAUGGAGUUCCAAACUCAGCUUCAUGUCCCAGCAUGGUGAAUUCUACAAGGCUGUAGAAGCGCUUUUCGCUCAGGCACAACGCUCGAGGAUCUUCUUUCCGAAUUCAGAUGUUCAAAUUCCAUCUUUAGACCAUGUCACACCUGAGCUUUUGGACCGGGAGCUAGCACAGAACGCGAUGUUCAGAGUCGAGGGGUUUGGAGCAGAACACCACACUCGUAGCAACGAUGCACAAAACGCGAAGGCGCGCGAUCAAGGCGAUGACAUGCAACGCUGCUCUAAGCCUUGGCGUAUGGCCUCACUGCUGAAUUCGCGAAGAGAUGAGCUUCAGUGGCAGCCUCCGGCACGAGGCGUCCUAUGGUCGCAUCUAGAAGGUCUGGACCAUGUAUUCGGGGCCAACAAACCACUCGAGAAGGGUCUGUUCAGGUACGAUGGCAUCUUGGUCCAGACUCCAGAGCAGAAGUCGAUCGCGCCGUAUCUUCUUGGUUUGUAUCGGACCCUCACGCAAGAGAGUGCAAAUGUUGAUCUCCACGCCCUCCGUAUGUGGCUCGCAACUCUGGCAUUCUCCAAGGAUGCCAACCUUCGAUUGAUCCAGGUCGUUGCUUCUUUCUACACUGCAGACUCCAUGCGUGGCCUUGUGCCUCCAGACGCCGAGAGCUUUUGUCCAGCGAAUGGCACAGAAGCAGAUCUGGAAACCAUUCAGAAGAGAGUCGCAAUCGAGAAAGUCACGUAUGAUGAGAGCCCAGAAGCCGCUGCUCCGCUCAAGAAAACUAAGAUCCGCCUUGGGGCAGACAAGCUGGAAACUGAGACAAUGGCAGAAUUGCGUCGCAGGGAGGAUUAUGAGAGACGCAGUGAGGCCGCUGUGAAAGCUCUUUCGAAUGAGUUAAUGAGGCAGUGGAAACAUGCUCCUGGCCAACCUCCUGUUUCUUCGCCCGCCACUGGAGAAGCUCGUUGCAAGGCAUACAUUGAUGUACCCGCUGCCAUGCAAGGUGUAGCCGGAAUGUUCGAAGCAUGGGCCAACAAUCGGGCACUCAAGCUGUUUUGCGAGCAGCUUGAAGAUGCUCUCGGCGAUCUACCGAUCACUCGGCUGGUGGUACCUGACUGGUCACGCGAGAAGGCACUUCCACCUGCGGAGAUACGCAGUCAUGUCACUGUGCAAGAUAUUUUCACUGGCAUCAUUCCAGAUAUUGGCCGCGAUAUCGUGCUUCCGAGCGUGUCCCUUCAGGAUGGUCCUUCAAUGAGCAAUUCUAGCCUCGACGACAGUGCAGCUCUCGGCAGAUUCAUUGACAGUCUCGCCACUCGUGAGGCUGGGGCCUAUGAGAAACAAUAUGUCGAAGAUUUGAGACAGAGUCUGGCAGCUCUGCACGAGCGCAACGAGCGCGAAUCCACCAAUUUCAGCCUGCCUGGGAGGACUGUACUCAAUGAUCACCUCCGCAAAUGCAACACACAUUUGGCAGCCAUUUACGAGGCCUUGAAGCGUACUGCCAAGGUCCAGCUUGAGAGAUUGUCUGGCGACUGUGUGGGUCUUCAAUGGCCACGAAUCUCGCCUUCAUUAUUCUUGGAGCAGCUGAGUCGCGAUCAUUGGCACAUGCUGGAGCGCAUGCCAGGGUGGCGAGAAGCAAUAAUCCAGUAUGGACUGGCUAUCACCGCUGUACAGCGUGCUGAACGCAUGCUCGAUGCUUUGGUGACCGAAAACGAAGACGACCUGAGGCGAGAGCUGACGAACGUUGGCCAUACGAACUGGGACCCGAGAUCGUUCCCUGAAACAUUGUUGCUGGAGAUCGAGGGCUCGAUCUUGAUCCGCGAGGUCCAAGAGUCUAUCGCCUCGGAAGUUCGUAAGACGUCUGGAGGCAAUCAAGUUCUCCAGCUCGUUAUGGGUGACGGUAAAUCCUCUGUCAUCUCUCCUAUGGUUGCCGCCGCCCUUGCGAAUGGAGAGCAGCUUGUCAGAGUCAUAGUGGGCAAAGCUCAAAGCAAGCAAAUGGCGCAAGUGCUCAUCUCGAAACUAGGCGGGAUUAUAGGUCGCCGCAUCUACUACUUGCCCUAUUCUCGCGCUCUCAAACUACGCAAGGCAGGUGCUCAGGCGGUGUUUGAGCUUUGCCAAGAAUGUAUGAGGGAAGGUGGAGUGUUGCUAGUGCAGCCAGAACAUCUGCUCUCGUUCAAGCUUACUUCCACCGAGAACUACAUUGCAGGUAACGAGGACGCUGGAGAAACUUUCCUGCGCACGCAAGAAUUCUUCGAUCAAAAAUCCCGGGACAUCAUUGAUGAGAGCGAUGAGAAUCUGAGCGUGAAGUUUGAGUUGGUCUAUACCAUGGGAUUACCUGGUCCAAUCGAGGGCUCAUCGGACAGAUGGAGCAUCAUUCACCAGAUAUUGGGUCUCGUGCAGAAACACGCGGUCACCAUCGGCGAUACGCGCUCUGGGGCCAUCGAAUGCGUUAGGGGCGUUGCGGGGAGCUUUCCGCGAACUCGACUGCUUGAUGAGGCGGCUGGAGAGCAGCUGGUACAGUGCCUCGCCGAUGACAUUUGUGAGAAUGGUCUGCACGAGCUGUCCGCGGCAGCUGAUACCUACACGCGAGCGGCCAUUAGGUCGUUUAUUGGCUCUGAGGAUCCCAGUCCUUCGGCGGUGGAGGCGGUCCACCGCAGUUCGUUCUGGAGUAAAGAGUACAAGACAGCACUCCUGCUUGUGCGUGGCCUGCUUGCCGGCGGCAUCCUGGACUUUGUCCUCCGCACGAAGCGCUGGCGUGUGCAUUACGGACUGGCCUCACGUGUACCGCGAAUGAGAUUGGCUGUGCCGUACAGGGCGAAGGACAAUCCUACUCCGCGCUCGGAGUUCAGCCACCCAGACGUCCAAUUGCUUCUGACAUCGCUUUCGUAUUAUUACGGCGGCAUGGAAGACGAAGACCUAUUCGCCUUACUCAGUCAGUUAAUGACUUCCGAUCAAGCAGAGCAGGACUUCCACUUGUGGGUUCGAAAGACGGACAUGCCCUCGGAAUUCCGCAACAUCAACAGCAUCAACCUUCGGGACGAAACGACUUGCAAAGUCAAAAUCUUUCCUUUUCUGAGACAAGCCAAGGCUGCCGUGGACUGGUUCUUAUCGCACAGUGUCUUCCCCAAAGAUGUCAAGGAAUAUCCGUUCAAGCUUUCCUCUUCUGGGUGUGACCUAGGCAGAAAGAAGCUCUUGCCGACACGAGGCUUCUCUGGAACCCAAGAUGCCAAAAUCGUUCUUCCUCUGGAUGUCGAGCAACUAGACUUGCCUGCGCAGAGGCACACCGAUGCACUUGUUUUGGGCUACUUGUUACAACCGGCGAACUCAGUGACAAGCAUGGCGCCGGCGAGAGAUGCCUCAUCGACUGAUGCCGAGCAGCUCCUUGACAUGGUCAUGCAGCUGAGCCCACCUAUUGACGUUCUGCUCGAUCCGGGAGCGCAGAUCUUGGAGCUCGACAACCUAGGCGUUGCGAAGACUUGGCUCGCUCGAUCUGAUGCGACAAAGAAGGAAGCCGCCAUUUACUGCAACGACAACGACGAACUAUGCGUUGUCGACCGUAGUGGUCGUUUUGAGCUUCUUCAGACGUCCUCGUAUGCAGCACGCAUGGAUCGUUGUAUUGUGUACCUCGAUGAGGCCCACACCCGCGGAAUUGACUUGAAGCUACCGCCAAAGUACAGGGCAGCGUGCACUUUGGGCAGCGGACUGGUGAAAGACCGCCUACUUCAAGCGUGCAUGAGAAUGCGCAAGCUAGGCAAGGGUCAGACCGUGGUAUUCGUCGUUUCUCAGGAAAUCGAGAGGCAAAUCCGCAGCAUAUCCAGACUCUCGAUCGAGGAUCGCAUCACCGUGCCGGAUGUCUUACGGUGGUCCAUUGCACAGACUUAUGGAGAAAUGAGGCACAACAUGAGUCUAUGGGCAGCCCAGAACGACCGCUUCAACAGGCAAGAAGAGCUAUGGGAGAAGACGAAGGAGAACGGAAAGCGCUCUUUGACCAAGACUACAGCUCAGAAGUUUCUGGAGCCCGAAGGCCGCAACAUCGAGUCUCGCUAUGAGCCCAAAAUGACCUCUGACACGCCGCUUUCCAGACUGGCCAAGGAUGCAAAACUCAAGUCUGCUGAGGGAAUUAGCCGUUCCCAGGCGAUUAUCGACCGCUGCCAGCUGUUCGGCUUACUCGAGUGGACUGGCCGCAAGCUCACUGAGGAGCAAGAGAGAGAAGUGUCUAAGGAGGCAGAUGUCGACGCGGAGCGCGUGAUUGAAAAGCCUGCGCCUGCAAAAGCCGCGACCCACAUUCUUUGGAAAGGCUGGCGCAAGUUCAUGGACACUGGUAUUCUGGGCACCAUCUCGGCCGAUGCCCCAAUGCCGGUCUUCCAAUCCCUGCUCAACACCACCGCGAGCAAGGAGUACGACGUUUCGCAUCUACGUCCGCAACUACUUCUGGCCUCUCAAGAUUUCGCCAAGACGGUCAUCGCUCCUGGUAAAGGCUCACUCUCGGACUCUUUCCUUCGUUCGGUCCAGUGGGUUCUGACGGGGCGCAAGACGAGAUUCCAGUACCACAUCGACCACAUGAUUGUCAUCAGCCCAUUCGAGGCUGCAGAAUUGAUGAAUGAAGUCCUCCUCUCGCCGUUCGUCGCCCUGCACUUGUACCGUCCGAGAACCAACAUGGCUUACGCGCCGCUUGAUGGUCUAGAUCUGUACACCAUCUCCCAAGCUCAGCUAAACCUGACGAUCCACGAAGACUACAUCGUUCAACUCAACCUCUUCGCGGGUCAGCUCUAUUUCAGCUCGUACGAGCAAUACCUUGCCACAGGCCGCUUCCUUGGCUUAGCGACAGGCGGCAUUCAGAAGGGAUGGAAAGUCUCAGCCGAUGGCUUCGUGGAGGAGAACGAAGACGGUAAAGUGGGUCGACCGGACAGCUCCAUCAAGGUCAAUCCCGUGCAGUUCUUUAAGCUCGUUAUGUCGAAGUUGCGUCGAAACGGCGAGGAUAUCAGCCGGACGCAUGUUGGGCAAAUGCUGGCGAACAAGACUUUGCAGCCAGCUGAUUUUGAGUAA
Cercospora beticola is the source of this 9498-nucleotide messenger RNA. RefSeq lists its product as uncharacterized. The record is from RefSeq and is a predicted model, not a curated record. Gene Ontology annotation, cellular component: nucleus; cytoplasm. Gene Ontology annotation, molecular function: cysteine-type deubiquitinase activity; K63-linked polyubiquitin modification-dependent protein binding. Lineage: Eukaryota; Fungi; Ascomycota; Dothideomycetes; Mycosphaerellales; Mycosphaerellaceae. Gene Ontology annotation, biological process: protein deubiquitination involved in ubiquitin-dependent protein catabolic process.